Messenger RNA from Xenopus tropicalis (tropical clawed frog), 1137 nucleotides. RefSeq names its product tumor necrosis factor ligand superfamily member 8 (gene tnfsf8). Gene Ontology annotation, biological process: immune response; signal transduction. Bases 138 to 770 code for a protein of 210 amino acids. The record is from RefSeq and is a predicted model, not a curated record. Lineage: Eukaryota; Metazoa; Chordata; Amphibia; Anura; Pipidae. The transcript is spliced from 4 exons. Gene Ontology annotation, cellular component: membrane; extracellular region. Gene Ontology annotation, molecular function: cytokine activity; tumor necrosis factor receptor binding.
CUAAGUAGAACAAUGAUCUGGGUAGAUAAGCUACACUGUGGGAGUUUAUAUGGUGACUGUUUCUGCUGUUGGAAGACUAAAAUAGCUUAUUGCAAAACGUAUCUUCCUGCACAGAGGAUCUUCAGAAGCUGAAUAUAAUGGAACCACAAGGCAACGUAAGCCAGGAGCUGCGUGCAAUGAAAAAAACACUGUGCUUUAUCAGCAUCAUUGUUUGUGCAGUUUGCCUAGCCUGCACUGCUGCCACAUUCACUCUUCUAUGUCGAAAGGACUUCUCUAAGGAAUCGAUUGGAGCAGCCAGUGCACAAACAGUUCAAGAGUCCAUGCAUCACUACGAGGCAGUUGCCACCGCUCAGCUUAAAUUGACACAGAAAGAACCAUACUCAGCCAAUCAGAUCCUCUUGUGGCAGGAGAAUUAUAAGUUAAAUGGCAUGAAGUAUCAAAAUGGCAACCUAACCAUUUUAACCAAAGGUCUUUAUUACAUAUAUUGCCACCUGCACUUUAUUAUAGAAGAGUGUUUUGAUUAUGAAGAUUUACAUAUGAUUCUGAAUGUGAAUAACAAGCCAAGGCACCAAGUGUUCCAUACCAUCAUCCAACAAAGCAACUGUACAGUAAGAAUGUACAGAGACCAAUACCUGGGCCUGCAGUUAUACCUCAAUGCCUAUGACAAUGUGUCAAUUGAAACUAACCAUGUUACAUGGCUGAAUAGAAACUACCUGCCAGAUGACAUCCUAUUCGGCGCUUUCAAGUUAAAUAACUGGUCUGCACGAUAGAGCACAACUAUAGAUUUGUCUCAAAUAUCCUUUUGAAUAAUGGACCGAUUUCUUUCUCAUCCAAAAAGACACACAUUUGACCUGGAUGUACAAAUAAUAAAUGCAGAUGGCACCAAACUGCAAAUACAUUCUCAGACUGAUAACACAACUCGAUGUAACAACGACAACUAUACAAGCAGGAAACAGACUUUCCAAGAGACAAAUUUAAAAGAAAAUAAUAAAAUAAAUAACAACAAAGCAGUAUUUAUUGGAUUUCAAGAAGCCACUACAGCCAGAUUUUGGGCCAUAUUCUUUCCAAAUGUAAAUUGUAUUUAUGAGCCAUUUUGACUAAAUAAUAUAUAUAAAGAGACUAUAUAUUUAACAUAAA